GCUCUCCUGGACCCCGGAAGUUUUGAAUCUGAAAGUUGUUGUCCCGUGGAGCUAAAUUGUUUUCAUUUUUGAUUUUUCCAACUGUAUAUUCUUUAAACUCAUUUCUUCCGACAAGUCCUCCAGAAUCGGACUUUAAAACCUUCCGCUGUCUUCCGGCUGAGUGAGCAGGCAGCCGGGGACCGCCGCUCUCUGUCCCGCCCGGAGCAGAGCCUCAUGUCCGGCUUCGGCCUGGUCCCGGUGGACGGCGGGGAUCUGGUCCCGCUGCCGCCGGGUGAGACGGUGCUGGGCCGGGGUCCCUUCCUCGGGGUCAGUGACACCAGAGUUUCCCGCCGCCACGCUCUGCUGGAGAACCUGGACGGACAGCUGCGACUCAAGCCGACCCACAUCAACCCGUGUUUCCUCCUGUCGUCCCCGAACGAUGACCCCCGACCCCUGGAGAGGGGCUCCUGGCACCGGCUUCACCCCGGAGAUCAGUUCUCUCUGCUGCCGGGUCGCUUCAUCUACCGGGUGGCGCCCAGGUACCCGCCUCCCAGGCGUUGUCAUGGUGAUGGUGGGGCGUGUCACUACCAGGAUGAGGUUAACUACAGCGGUGCUUUGUUCUCAUGUCCUGCUGCAGCUCUAACUGCGUCUCCGUCUCUCUGCAGAAACAGUCAGAAGUUUGAGGAAGAAGACGGAGCUCUUCCCCUUCCUGCCGGGUCCGAUGCGGCGGCUCCUCUGCUGGUCAGACCGGGUCAGGAACAGACUUCCUGUCCAGACAGGAACCGGCACAGCAGCGAUUUCAGGCAGGAAGUCUCAACUCCACGUCUGGACGGCGUUCAGAGCGACGAGGCUCCGCCCCCUCCCAGGAGGCGGGUCUUACCUGCCUGGAUGAUGGCGGCUGCUGCGGCUUCAGCCUCCAAAGGCGUGAAGAGGAGUAAACCUGCCGCCUCUCAGGCCCCGCCCACUUUAUCCCCGCCACCUGAGGGGGCGGAGCUCCGUGAGGAAGACGCCGAGAGGCCGAGGAAGAAGAGUCGAGCGAUGAGCAGCGAGGAAGAAAUCCUCCCAACAGAAACAGAUGACCUCUGGGAUGAGUCAACCUCCAGAGGUCAGAUCGUACCCACCAGGUCAGGGGUCAGCUCUGCGCCGUCCCGCAGCGCAGCAGCUGAGAAAUCACAGCAGGAGGAGAAGAAGACCCGGUCUGGAGUCAGAACCGCUUGUCCCUACGGGAAGGACUGCUACAGGAAGAAUCCGCUUCACUUCCAGGAGAGCAGUCACCCUGGAGACGCCGACUACGAGGAAGAGGAGGAGGAGGAGGAAGAGCGACCGGAGUGUCCGUACGGCGCCGCCUGCUACAGGAAGAAUCCUCUCCACCGGAAGCAGUUCAGACACACGGAGCGACCCGUCCCCCGCUCCGCCGACGAUGACCCCAACGAUGACCCCAACGACGACCCCGACAGCUUCAUCAGCGACGACUCGGGCGACGACUCGGACUACGAGCCGCAGGACGACCUGCAGCGGCAGAACGAGGCGAAGGCCUUCCUGAGGAAGAGGAGGAGGUAGAGGAGGAAGAUCGGGUCACAUGACCCAUCCGGCUGAAACUCUGAUCACCAGCCUGAUGACAGGAAACACUAAAGGGGGGGGGUUUUCAAAUUAAAAGCUGUAGGUGUGGAGCCGGAAGCAGAAAAGGGAAAUGUUUUUAUUUAUUAAUGUUUCUGUUUUUUGUCCAGCAGUUUUAUUUCUGAUGCUUUUAAUGUGAAAACAUCAGGAAAUGUGAAACGAGAAUCAAUCUUUUAUUUUUAAACGGUUUCUUCUUUACUCCACUUUUUAUUUUUAAAUUAAAAGCUAAUGGGUGGGCUUUUAAUUUGAAAAGACAUUUAUUUAAAGAAGAAGCAGCUGAAGCUGUGUGACAUAAUCACAAGAAAUUUAGUUUAACAUGACUUUUAUUGUGAAAGGUCAGAGUAGAACAAAAUAAACAUUUCCUGACUUUAAGCCUCUAUUUAUUUUUCUUUCACAAUAAAAGUCUUGCCAGAUUUGAUUGGCUUUUAAUGUGAAAAAUGUAAAAAGUUUCUAAAAGUUAAAGUUGGAUGAAGACUCGUAAAAUGGACUUCUAUCAUUUUAGUUUUUAUCUUAAAUAAAUCUGGAUUCAUUUUUA
Messenger RNA from Xiphophorus couchianus (Monterrey platyfish), 2131 nucleotides. It is a transcript of the gene aplf, whose product is annotated as aprataxin and PNKP like factor. Gene Ontology annotation, molecular function: 3'-5' exonuclease activity; DNA-(apurinic or apyrimidinic site) endonuclease activity; protein binding. The record is from RefSeq and is a predicted model, not a curated record. Gene Ontology annotation, biological process: double-strand break repair. Gene Ontology annotation, cellular component: site of double-strand break; nucleus. NCBI's taxonomy places the organism in Eukaryota, Metazoa, Chordata, Actinopteri, Cyprinodontiformes, Poeciliidae.